UCGUACCAUGUAUACAACAAGAAACACCACCAUAUUGAUUACAAUGAAGAUAAUUUCUUGUUUUUCAAAAGACGAGGCUGAUUCCGUUACAGGUGCCAUCAAGGCUGAGCCAAAAAGAAGAAAACAUUUGAAGGUCGCAUAACAGUCGGAAAUAAUACCAGGCUAAAAUAAGACCAAAUUAUCCCAGCUUGCUAUUUUUUCAUGGUUCCUAGGAAUUUUAUCAUUUAGUAUUGUCGCUUUUGAACAGUUUUUCGUCUACCAUCGGUUAAAUGACGUUCCAAUAUUUCAAUUUGAGGUGGAUUUGUAUAUGUGGAUACUAUACGUUAGACGCGCUGGCUUCAGUCGUGCCAAUGCUACCUGUUUGCAAACUUAAGGUCUUUUUUCAAUUAAAUAUUGAGAAAGGAGAUAGAGUCGAGUCUCACUCUCACCACCUUAGAGAAGGAAGACAAAGAGUAGAGUUUCUGUUCGUUCGGAAUGCCAGUGAAUUCCUGUUUUCAUUCAGUUUAUAUUCUUGGACAUACGAGUUUGUUUCAUCUACGAGUGACAAUAAGCUAGUGUUAGGGAUAUACUAAGAUGAUGAAUAACACUACUUUAUCAAGCUCCAAUGUAAGUGAAGCCUGUCAGCAAGCCAUCACAGAGAACCCAACAGCGCGUAUCAUAAAGCUAACCUUCUACAUCACUGCAAUGAUCGUCUCGUUUGCUGGCAACCUGCUCGUAAUGUGCGUUGUUUACCGCAACAGAAGACUGCGAACGCCAACCAACUACCUCAUCACGAACAUGGCAGUUAGUGACUUUCUAAUGACUAUCAUAGCAGUGACGCCAUCGGCUGUAACAUUCAUAACCAAUGACCCUUCUUGGUUUGGUGGCUGGUUUGGACUGACCACAUGUAAGUUGAUGGGUUUUGGAUCAGGAGCUACGAUGGCGGGCUCGAUAUUUACUCUAACUGCUAUAGCUUGUGAGCGAUUCAAUGCUAUAGUCUUCCCUCUAAGGUCCACCAUGCGAUCUGGGAAUACAAAAUGGGUCAUAACUGGAGUGUGGCUUACGUCCUUUUUAGUGAUGUUGCCAUUGCUGUUCACAAUGGCCCUUGAGAAAGAUGGUGGGUCAUACUAUUGCCUUGAGAAAUGGGGUCCCCCUCUAGACCCCGAAACCUCAUCAGCAAUCUUCACUCUUGCCUCCUUCAUUCUUCUAUAUGCCGCACCAUUAGUUAUUAUAACCCUUCUAUACGCUUGCGUCGUCUAUACAGUGUGGUUUCGUCAAAUUCCAGGAAACACAAACAGAUCGAUGAAAAAACUGCAGCUUAAAGUUCGAAAGAAUGUGGUGAGAAUGUUGAUUACUGUAGUGGUUGUAUUUGCAAUCUUUUGGCUUCCAAUGCAUGUUGUUCAAUUGCUGAUAUCAUUCAGUGAAGUCUUUCCUUGUGGCUUCCCUCCAAGUGGGGUGUACCUUGCGUGCUUACUUCUACCACACUCCACAGGAGCUAUAAACUUCCUGAUUUACGUGGUUUUCAGCGAAGAUUACAAACAAGGAUUCAAAGGCUUGUUUCGUUGUUUUUUUCUGUUUGGAAGAAAAGCUUCUAUCCGUCUUGGCCAACCGAGUGUGCGCACAGAGAACACGAUAGAUCACCGACGCAGUACUGCACACAAGCAAGAUAUGGAGCUUAGAAGACUAACCUCAAACAACGAUCAAGAAGAGUUGAGUACACCCAAAGGAACUAAAAAUGUACGCUUUGAGUCUGAAUAUUCCUCUAGUGUUUAACGAUUGCACAUAAAAAUAAACACGCGUCCAUGCAAGUAGAGACUUAAAGCAAGUUCCUUAUUCACCAGUAUUCAAAGUCUGAACAUCCAGCAAAGUUAGGAUUGGCAGAACAAUAAAGAGCUUACUAGUCAUUGAUUCUAUUAACCGGCCGGUCGUUAGUGGUCGAGACGGAUUUCACUUAGUGUAGCAGCAUCUUGUGUUUGCAUGGCUGGAUGUUCUUGCGCACGUCGUCGUAUCUACUUAAGCCAAAAGAGCAUUUCAUUAAACAUUGCACAAGAUCGAGGGAUUUAACUGAAGGAUUUCUUUGCUUCACUGAUACAAACAUAAGCCUAAACCGACAAGUUAUGGAAGAGAGGGAUCCAGGCAAGUUAUAUUGAUGAGUAGGAUAAUCCAAUUGUAACUGUUGGGUACUCACGAUUAACACCACUUGAAAUCAAAUAGCAUUAUGACGGUUUGCAUUAUGGCGUCAUUCUACUACCACUAGGAAUGCUUCGGGUAUAUUAUAUUACGAUAUGCAUGCAAAUGUUUCAUGAUGUUUAACUAGAGCUCAUUGUGAAAUAAGUAUUGAACAUGUCCAGAAAACAAUAAUCGACAAGUAUCGACAGCUUGUCGGCGGUGAGUACUGCGCAUGUUUGGAAGACAAAAUUCGACAGAUAUCGAACACUUGCCGACAGUGGUAAAUACGUACUGCGUAUUAUCGGAAAACAAAAAUUGACACUGAAUUAUGGAACAAUUUUAGGCACUUAUUUUCAGGUACAGAUAUUUUAAUCCGUUCUCGACGUUUGUUCAGCGAGCAUAACUUAGUUGAGGGAAUAGCGCAGCGCAGUCGUGACGUCAUAAAAACGA
This is a messenger RNA of Actinia tenebrosa (Australian red waratah sea anemone), 2598 nucleotides long. Its product is annotated as substance-K receptor. The record is from RefSeq and is a predicted model, not a curated record. Gene Ontology annotation, cellular component: plasma membrane. Gene Ontology annotation, biological process: G protein-coupled receptor signaling pathway. Gene Ontology annotation, molecular function: G protein-coupled receptor activity. NCBI's taxonomy places the organism in Eukaryota, Metazoa, Cnidaria, Anthozoa, Actiniaria, Actiniidae.